This is a messenger RNA of Rhea pennata, 3700 nucleotides long. RefSeq names its product T-cell activation Rho GTPase-activating protein-like. The transcript has 11 exons. Gene Ontology annotation, molecular function: GTPase activator activity. The record is from RefSeq and is a predicted model, not a curated record. Lineage: Eukaryota; Metazoa; Chordata; Aves; Rheiformes; Rheidae. Gene Ontology annotation, biological process: regulation of Rho protein signal transduction; signal transduction. Bases 1 to 2079 code for a protein of 692 amino acids.
AUGAAGCAGUGGCGUUUUGGAAGUGCCUCUGGGUGUGCGGGGCCUGGGGCUCCUUCCUCCCGCCGGGGCUCGGGGCGGCUGCCCCACGGCGCUGCCCCUCGGAGACGGCUCUGUGCUGCGGGGCUGCUGGGGCUGCCCCGGGACACGGCCGCCAAGGCUCUCUCCGCUCUUCCUCCCGGCAGGUGGGGCUCCACCUUCCUCCUGAAGCACCGGGUGCCCCUCAGCGAGCUCUGGGUGCUGUGUGGGGAGGACGAGGCGGCGUGCGGGCGGGAAGACGAGGAGGUUUUUGGCCUGAAAUGUGCCAACAGCCUCGUCCUCGUGUGGCCCGGAGACGUCUGCGUGGUCACUUUCCGGCGUGGGCAGAGCAAGCAGAGGCCCCGCUCGGGUUGCGGAGGCCCCGGCGGCAGCUCCGGGAGCGCACGAGGCCCGGCCCCCGGCACGUCCCGGCGGCUCCGCUCAGCCCGCGACACCGAGCUGGGCGCUCCGAGCGGGGGCUCUGGUGCUGGCGGCGCGGAGCGGGGCCGCGCGGGCGAGCCGUGCCCGGGGCUGGGCCUCCGCAGAGCAGGAGGGGCCGCGGCGGGCUCUGAGGCGGCUUCUCCUUCUCACUGCAGGUCGCGGGAGGUGAAGGAGCUGUGGGUCAGCGCCGUGCUCGGGCGAAGCGGAGGAGCCCAGGAGAUCCGCGUCACCCGCCUGGCCUCCCUGCGGUUCCUGGUGAAGGUCGUUGGCUUCUACUGCCCCUCGGCGUUGCUGAGCGCCCGGACCAUCGAGGUGCUGAUUUCGGCGGAGGCGGCCACCGAGCAAUGCCCAGUCUUGGCCCCAUCGGCUCCUGAGGAGGGACUUUGCCACUCUCCUGCAGAUGGGACUAAGAAAAGGAAGAGGCUGAUCCCGUGGCCGUUCGCUCGGAGGCGAGCCUCGGCCAGUGGGGCCUGUCCAGAGCAACCAGACUCUGGCCUCAAGAGCCCCCUGUUUGGGCAGCCUCUGGGCAGUCUUUGUGGGGAAGAGGAGACCCUGCCCCAGCCGGUCCAGGAUCUCCUGGCCAUAUUGUACAGGGAAGGGCCUGCCACUGAGGGGAUAUUCCGCAAGGCUGCCAGUGAGAAAGCGCGCAGGGAACUGAAGGAGGCCCUCGACAAAGGGGGCACCGUUGACUUGGACAGCAAACCUGUGCACCUCUUGGCUGUCAUCUUGAAGGACUUCCUGCGCAAUAUCCCUUCCCAACUCCUGUCGGCAGCCCUGUUUGAGAAGUGGAUGCUGGCUCUUGAAAAGCCAAGCAGGGAAGAAAAGAUUGAAGAAUUGAAAGAGGUGGCUGACCAACUGCCUCGGCCAAAUGUCCUCUUGCUCAAGCCCUUGCUUGCUGUGCUCCACCACAUAAGCCAGAAUGCAGAGACCAGCAGGAUGGACUCCAGCAACCUUGCCAUCUGCAUAGGGCCCAACGUGCUGAGCCCAGGCACAGACAGCACGCUGCCGCUGCAAGUCCAAAUGGAGGUGAAUGACAAGGUGAAGGCGCUGGUGGAGUUUCUUAUUGACAACUGCACAGCAAUAUUUGGGGAGGACUUGGCCUUGCCUGGCAGCCCCUCUGCUGAAGACUGCCCCGAGCACACCGGCAGCUCCGCAGGGCACCCAGGAGCUGCUCAGGAGGAUGCUUCUGCCCAAGACAAGCCAGGGCCUGAAGCUGGAUGUGACUCCCUAACGUCUGAGAUGCAGCAGCCCACUGGGAGAAGCCCUAGUGGGAGCAGGGCAUAUGCAACAUGUGUCUCUGCCCCUCCGGUGCCUCAUUUGCAAAGUGACAUCAGCGCAAUGCGUAGGAGCAUCUCAGAGCCAGCUCUGUCCUUUGAGGACCCCUCAGAGGGCAGCAGAAGGCACCAGAAACGGAGCAGGAGCGUGGACAGUGUUGCUGCUGUGCAGCAACAGGUGAGCUUGGCGAGGGAGGCACUGGGAGAGCAGCCUGCCAUCGAGCCCACACAAUUAUCAGAGGGCGCUCCACCCCAGAUGUCCUCCAGGCGCUCCCUGCAGAGCUGCUGUCCUGCUGCCCAGGGCUCCUCCAUCAUUCCCCUGGGACCUGCUGCCAUUCCCUCUUCCUGAUUCCGGGCUGCGAGAACCAUCUAAGCAGUCACCAGCAUUCCUAUCGCAUGCCAGGCCUGGGUGAGAAGCCAUCAGAGCCCAGCAAGAUCAUCGUGGACAUGGAAGGAUGGGGGGGGGGAAGGGAAAGAGAAGUGGAAAGAGGAAGAAGAAAAACUACAAGGCAAGAAAGAACAAGCCAAGAAACAAGGAAAGAAUAACAGCAAGAAACAGUCAAAAGCAAGUAAGGGAACAUCAAGGAUGGCAACAACAUGGGAAGAAAACACAGGGAAAGAAAGAAGGAAAAAAAGUAGCGUAAGAAGGAAGAAAAAGCAAGGAAGGAAGGAAGAAAAGCAAAAGGAAAAAAGGAAAAAGCAAAAGAAGUAAGAGAAAAGGAAGGGAGAGAAAAGAAAGGGACAAACAAGAAAGGGACAAACAAGGAAGGGAGAAAAGGGGAAAGGAAGUGAAAAGGGAAAGAAAGAAAAAAACAGGGAAGUGAAAGAACAAGGAGGAGAAAGAACAAGGAGAGGCAAGAACCAGGAGAGGAAAAAAGAAGGAAGGGAAAGAAGGAGGAGAAGAAAAGGAGGGCAAAUGAGAAAGAAGGGGGAAAAAAGAAGAAAGGGAAAAUGGAGGGGAAAUAAUAAGGAAGGGAAAAAAGAAGGAGGGCAAAUAACACGGAGGCCAAAUAAGAAGGAAGGACAAAACCAAGGAAGGGCAAAAAAAGGAAGGAGAAGAAAGGAGGGGCAAAACAAGGAGAGGAAAAUCAAAGAGGGGCAAAAACUAGAAGUAGCAAAAACCAGGAGGGCAAAUGAAACGAGGGGAGAGAACCAGGGAGGGCAAAAUCAAGGGAGAGAAAACACUAAAGGGCAAAUAACACGGAGGACAAAUAACAAGGGAAAAAAGAGGGAAGGGGAAAAAAGGAGAGGAAAAAGAGAGAAGGGAAAGAACAAGAAUGGCAAAUAGUAAAGAGAAGAAAGAAAAAAAAGGGGAAGUAACAAAGGGGAGGAAAAAAGGAGGAAGGCCAAAAACAAGAGAGAAAAAACUAGGAGGGGAAAACACGAGGAGGAGGAAAAACCAGGAGGGCAUGUAAUAAGGACAGGAAAUAGAAAGGAGAGGAAAAAAGGAGGAUAGAAACAGCAAGGAGGGGGGAAACGAGAGAAAAGGAGGGAAAAAAAGAAGGAAAGGAAAAAACUAAGAAGGGAAGAAAACAGGACAGCAAACAUGGAGCGCAAAUAACAGGAGGGGAAAAAUAAGGGGCAGAAACAAGAAAAAGAAUAAAAACAGGAAUUAAAAAUAAAGUAAAAAGGAAAAGGGGGAAUAAAGGGAACAAACAAACAAGGGGAAAGGGGAAAAAAGAGAAGGAAAGGGAAGAAAAAAGGAAAGAAAAAAUGAAAGGGAGGGAGGAAGAAAAGGAGGAAAAGAAAGGAGAAGAGGAAAGGGGGAAAGAAAAGCAAGAAGAAGAAAAAAAAGGCACUGGAAGAAAUAAAGAGGAAAAAAUGAAAGCAUAUAAGGAAAGAAGAGGGAAAGAAGGAAAAGAAAGGGCAAAAAGGAAAGCAAAGAAAAAAGUAUAUCUGAAAUAAGGAAAGAGAAAAAAAAAACAAAGAAAUCCAGGGAAAGAAAUAAAGGAACGAACAAGACAAGGAAA